Messenger RNA from Dentiscutata heterogama, 234 nucleotides. NCBI's taxonomy places the organism in Eukaryota, Fungi, Glomeromycota, Glomeromycetes, Diversisporales, Gigasporaceae. The record is from the annotation of a GenBank genome assembly.
UUGCUAAUUAUAAAAAAAAACCAACAUUUAAAAGAAGCCCAUGGAUCUGAAUCUGGGUGGCCAAAAAAAGAUGAAACAAUGACAAAAGUCCGCCUGGCUAAACUUGAAUCUGGAAGACCAAAAAAAACUAAAUUAGGCAUAAAAACAAUAGCAGAAGAAAUUUGCCCAGCUAAACAUGGACCUGGAAGACCAAAAAAAACUAAAACAUUGACAAAAAAGCAAAAAACUAAAUAA